Molecule: messenger RNA, 2138 nt
Organism: Brachypodium distachyon (stiff brome)
Lineage: Eukaryota; Viridiplantae; Streptophyta; Magnoliopsida; Poales; Poaceae
Product: peptidyl-prolyl cis-trans isomerase CYP59
Exons: 14
Coding region: 216-1880 (554 amino acids)
Biological process (GO): protein peptidyl-prolyl isomerization
Cellular component (GO): nucleus
Molecular function (GO): RNA binding; zinc ion binding; peptidyl-prolyl cis-trans isomerase activity
Source: RefSeq, a predicted model, not a curated record
GGAAGAACUUGCUCAAAGCCAACACCCAACCGGGCGAUUGGGAUGGUUUUCAAACAAAUUAGGGUUGGGGCUUGCCGUCGGCGUACUUCCUCGGCGGCGCUCCGCCGGCGCACAAAUCUCCUCCACGCCCGAGCUCCGCCUCCGCUAAACUUCCGCCUUCUCCACAACCCCACACUCCGCCGCCGUUCUCCGGCCGCCGGCGAGGGGCGCGGAAGAUGUCGGUUCUAAUCGUCACGAGCGUGGGCGACAUCGAGCUGGAUCUCCACACCGACCUGUGCCCCCUCACCACCAAGAACUUCCUCAAGCUCUGCAAAAUGAAGUAUUACAAUGGGUGUCUGUUCCACAAGGUGGAGAAGGAUUUCUUGGCACAAUCUGGAGACCCGACUGGAACUGGCAGUGGAGGUGAUUCUGUGUAUAAGUUUCUUUAUGGUGAUCAAGCUCGAUUUUUUAAUGACGAGAUCCGUCCGGAAUUAAGGCAUUCAAAAACUGGCACAGUUGCAAUGGCAAGUGCUGGUGAAAAUUGCAAUGCCUCGCAGUUCUACAUCACCUUGCGGGAUGAAGUGGACUACCUUGAUGAUAAGCACACUGUGUUCGGGACAGUUGCUGAAGGUUUUGACACACUGACGAAGAUAAAUGAAGCAUAUGUUGACGAUAAAGGAAGGCCAUUUAAGAACAUAAGGAUUAAACAUACAUAUAUCUUGGAUGAUCCUUUUGAUGAUCCUCCUCAGCUUGCUGAACUUAUUCCUGACAAUUCUCCGCUAGGAAAGCCACAUGAUGAGGUUGCAGAAGAACGCUUAGAGGAUAGCUGGGUCCCUUUAGAUGAAACAGUGGAUCCCGAACAGCUUGAGGAGAUGAUCCGCUCUAAAGAAGCACAUGCUAAUGCAGUUAUCCUUGAGAGUGUUGGAGACAUUCCGGAUGCUGAGGUCAAACCGCCAGACAAUGUCUUAUUUGUUUGUAAACUCAACCCAGUAACACAAGAUGAAGAUCUAUAUACAAUCUUCUCGCGUUUUGGAACUGUGACAUCAGCUGAAAUUAUUCGCGACUUCAAGACUGGAGAUAGCUUAUGCUAUGCUUUUAUCGUUUCUCUUGAUGACCUUUGGUCAGAAUUUGAGGUAAAGGAGGCAUGUGAACGCGCAUAUUUCAAGAUGGACAAUUGUCUGAUUGAUGAUCGGAGGAUCCAUGUUGAUUUUAGUCAAAGUGUUUCAAAACUCUGGGGCCAGUUCAGACAAAGCAAACGAAAUGCAAAUAAAGAUGGGUGCUUCAAGUGUGGUGCCCCAGACCACCUAGCCCGGGAUUGUGAUCAAGAUGCUGAGCAGAAAAACAAAGGCCCAAAUUAUGUUCUGAAAGAUGACAACACUCAGAGAGGCAGUAACAACCGUCGAAGCUAUGAUUUAGUCUUCGACGCUGACACAGCUGGUCAGCAAGAUCGUCAUCAGAAUACUGAUCGAAGGAAGAUUCAAAAAGUAGAUGACCGGAGAUCGGGGCUACCACCUUGGGGUGAUCGUGACAGGAACAGCCGGGACAGAAAUUAUAGCGAUGAGAAAGGUAGGAGGCAAGAUGGGUACCACAGAUCUGGUGAUCGAAGCUCUGGAAGCUAUGACGAUCGUGACUACAAGCAGCCCGAGAGCAAGAGCAGAAACAGGGCUGAUGACAAGGACUACAGACGAAGGUCUGGAGCCGGUCGAUAUGACAGGGAUAGGUCGGAUGGCGAGCGUCGCCAUAGGGAUGACCUUGACCGUGGAAAGAGCGAUCACCACAAGAGAGACGAAAGUGGACGCUCGAGGGCACGAAGCCCGGAUGCCGAUAGACACAGAAGAGAAGAUGUUGGCCACCGUGAGACGAGUAGGCACAGGGAAAGAAGGCACCGGGAUGAUAGAUAGGUUGUUGUAUCAGUGCCAGUUUUGCAUUUCCUGUUCCCUACUUUACAGAGUUUAUCACGUGUAGGUUAAAUAUCUUUAGUUGUACACUAUGCAUAAUGCGUAUAAAUGGUUGCUGAAUUGUGCACCAGACGUUCUUUCAAGUUUAAAAAGAGACGUUGUCUCCGGUAUGGAUGAUGUACGCAAACUAAAAUGGCACCAGAUGUGAGUUUGUGAUGCCCUUCAAAUUUUGGGGCCAUGGUUUUACACUGGGACGAACAA